UCGCAGUCCAACGUGGUUCUUUAGCCCGGGCUGCUGGUCCCUGCUUGCACUUGUUGGGUAAUAUCAUCCAAGUGACCAAAGCCUGCAUUGAAACAGCCACAGACUCUUCCCUUGACAUUUGCCUCUCAGUCCAGAGUUGAAGCAUGUAAGCAAGACAGUGCAGUUACACCGCUCCUGAUGAAUGUAAAAUAUUUAUGAGGAAUCAAAGAUGAAUUUGGAGCAGGAGAGGCCUUUUGUCUGCAGUGCCCCAGGCUGCUCACAGCGUUUUCCGACAGAAGACCAUCUGAUGAUUCACAGACACAAACAUGAAAUGACUUUGAAGUUUCCUUCGCUGAAAACAGACAACAUGCUAUCAGACCAAACUCCGACUCCAACCCGAUUCCUAAAGAACUGUGAGGAAGUGGGCCUCUUCACCGAUAUAGACUGCUCCUUAGAGCAUGAGUUUAGAAAGGCACAAGAAGAAGAGAACAAUAAAAGGAAUAUUUCAAUGCAUAAUACUGUGGGAGGAACCAUGGCAACGCCCGGGGCACACCAGCUCUCCAAUCCACGGAUGCCAAACCAUGACACCAGCAUUGUGAUUCAGCAAGCCAUGCCAUCACCGCAGUCAAGCUCAGUCAUAACACAAGCACCUUCCACAAAUCGGCAGAUUGGGCCUGUCCCAGGCUCCUUAUCAUCAUUAUUGCACCUGCACAACCGGCAAAGACAGCCCAUGCCAGCUUCUAUGCCUGGAACGUUACCUAAUCCUACCAUGCCUGGGUCCUCUGCAGUUUUAAUGCCAAUGGAGCGUCAAAUGUCAAUGAACUCCAAUAUCAUGGGAAUGCAGGGUCCAAACCUCAGCAAUCCAUGUGCUUCACCACAAGUCCCUCCAAUGCACUCAGAAGCCAAAAUGAGGUUGAAGGCAGCAUUGACUCAUCAUCCUGCAGGCAUGUCAAAUGGAAACAUGAACACCAUGGGUCAUAUGAUGGAAAUGAUGAGCUCCCGACAAGACCAGACAACCCACCAUCAUAUGCACUCGCAUCCACAUCAGCACCAGACGCUUCCUCCUCAUCACCCCUACCCACACCAGCAUCAACAUCCAGCACACCAUCCUCAUCCUCAAGCGCAUCACCAGCAGAACCACCCACACCACCACUCCCACUCCCACUUGCAUGCACACCCAGCACAUCAUCAGACCUCGCCACAUCCUCCACUGCACACAGGCGGGCAAGCACAGGUAUCAACAGCAGCUCAACAAAUGCAGCCCACACAAACAAUACAGCCUCCUCAGCCCACUGGGGGUCGCCGAAGGAGAGUGGUGGACGAAGACCCAGAUGAGAGGCGGCGGAAAUUUCUGGAACGAAACCGAGCAGCUGCCACACGCUGCAGACAGAAGAGGAAGGUCUGGGUGAUGUCACUGGAAAAGAAAGCAGAAGAACUCACCCAGACAAACAUGCAGCUUCAGAAUGAGGUUUCCAUGUUGAAAAACGAGGUUGCACAGCUGAAACAGUUGUUGUUAACACACAAAGACUGCCCAAUAACAGCAAUGCAGAAAGAAUCGCAAGGAUACCUAAGGAACCCAAGGCUUCUCACAACAGAUAAAACAACAGAUUCAAAAACCAUAUAAAUAUCAGAUUAAUCAAGCUUAAAAACAAUUUUAAAACAUUUACAUAUCUGUAAAUUAAAAACCAGUACUCCUGAGACUACUUCCUGCUUAAAAGCCUGCCUGAAGAGGAAGGUCUUUGCCUGACGACGGAAGGACAAGAUGGAGGGGGCCGACCGGGCUUCUUGGGGCAGCGCAUUCCAAAGCCACUGAGAAGGCCCUCUCUCAUAAUAGAUAGUACACACCUGCAGCAAAGCAUAAACAACCAGCCCUUUAGCAUAACAGUUCAAGACAUAGACCAGCCAUUAAACUGAAAGAUGGUUAGUAGAGACCUCUCAAAGAUGUUGACAUUUUCAAUGGCAUCUAGCAGUGCCAUCUAAAUUCAAAAAGUGUGCUGGCUGUAUGAUGUUUGGAAUCCACAGACUCUACUUCUAUUGACAGAAGUUCUCUUAUGCCAAUAGAAUUUCUUUCUGAUGGCCAACCUCAGCCAUCUGCCUGCAGAAGGAUCAGCCAGCACCAAUGCUGCAUUAGCUAAGAUGAGCUGGCAAAAGAGCCAAUUAGAGGCAGAGAAGGGGAGAGGUGAGAGAGCAGCUGAUUUGCACCAGAUCGAAACUUCCUCCAGUGCAGAGGUGUUAUGCUGGUUUGUUAGUACAAAGAUAAGCUAAGGUGAGACUGAUUCUAGGUAAUUUCCAGCAUCUCUAAGCAGGGCAAUGGCAGGGAAUGGUGGAUUCAACAUAGUUCCCGCUGGCCUAGUGACAACAGCUCAAAUAGUCCUCAGCCAUGGCUAGUCUGGAUUGUGCAAUCUUUUGUUCCCCAAAGGCUGCCCCAGGGAGCAAAGGAUAUAAGGACAGAGAAAGAGGCCCCACUCACCCCACCAGUCCCUGAGAAAAUGUGUGCAUUACUUUCCUCCCCAGUACUGGAGCUGUGAUGUCGUCAUUGACUUCGUUUUCAUUUGCAUCGGAAACUAGGGCCUGGAUGUACUAGUUUUGGUUCCAGUGACUCACAGGGCGGUAUAUUUUUAAAAAAUAAAAAAAAUUCUCCCACAUAGAAAAUUAGCUAAGCUAACUCUCUUGAUGUCUUCUUACUGAGGUAGAGAGAUUUUUCCACCCUCAGAAUCCAAAGUGUUACAUACUUAGCUGUAUUCUCUCUGUUGUAUUCCUGCUUACAGUAGGAAUAUGGCAGGUGCGUGUUUGUAAAUGUAUAUUUCACCAUUGAAAUCUGGGAACUUGGUUGGAUCUGUGUUCCAAACACGGGUGCAAUUUUCAGCUUGCAGACUUGGUGCUAUGUUAAGUGACUUGCUCUUCAAGUCUUAGUUUAGAUCAAGAUUAGUUUGAAUACAUCUGGCUGCUUCUUCAGCUCACGUUUUUCCUGCCUCAGAAAAGCAAAUGGCCAGGUUGACUGGAGGAUUCUGGGAGAAUGUGGGGGCCAAAGAGG
Molecule: messenger RNA, 3013 nt
Organism: Pogona vitticeps (central bearded dragon)
Lineage: Eukaryota; Metazoa; Chordata; Lepidosauria; Squamata; Agamidae
Gene: CREB5
Product: cAMP responsive element binding protein 5
Biological process (GO): regulation of DNA-templated transcription
Molecular function (GO): DNA-binding transcription factor activity
Source: RefSeq, a predicted model, not a curated record